GGAAUUUGUCUUCCGGUUCCUAAUCGGAAAGACAUAGAGUUACCUCUAUUUAAACGCCAGGGUUGUGUGUGUGUGUUUUUUUAUAUCUGCUAGGGUUCGCAGCUCCAAGGGUACAAUCCAGUGCAAUUUUGGCUUCGAUUAUUCGAUUCUAUGGCGAGGAGGUUUUCAGUGACGUUCAAGGAUUUGGGGGGUCGUUGGAGGGAGCUGGAAUUGGAAGAGCCGGGUAAAGCAGAUCCUGUUCCUGUGUCAUUGGAGGAAAAGGGCUAUGAUUAUGAUUCGCGGGCAUUUGUUCAGGCCAGGAUGAUAUGUUGCGAAGAUAGUUUGAAUCAGUUGAUUAAGCAACGGCUUAAGCAGGAGGAUGAGUUAAAGAAGAGAAACUGCAAACCAAACAAAGAAAGUGGUGGUGAUGAGGAUGAUGACCAGGAUUAUGAAGAUGCUUUGGAAGUGGACGAAGAAGCUAAAAAGGUUGAUGAUGGUGAGCAAAUGGAUUUCGUAAAGCCUAUAACUCGGUCUAUGCCUGAAGAUCCUUUCCCUGUUAUGCAUCCAAAGGAGCAAGCUGUAUGCUAUUAAGCGGUCAGGCUUUGGAGUUCAAGCAACUGAAUCAGGCUUUGAAGCAUUGGAUAAGGGUCGGGAUGUUCACAACCAAGCUGCUCGCGAUCAUAGGUGUUUUAUUUGGGAAAAGUUUCUUUCUUUCUUCUAUAAUAAUUAGUCACUAGAGUAUUGUGCAGGCUAUUUAUAGACCUAUUUAAAUAUUUGUAACAAAAUGAUUCUUUUUAUUUUGAACGAAUUAUCUCAUUUAAUGUUUCUGAUUAUAUAAACAUAUAAAUCUUUCCUAUGUAAUGAAUUAUUUAUCUUCUUAAAUUGCAGCCAAUCUUUUGGUAGCAUCUUCCACUUUUUGAUCUGCUGGUGCCAGAAAACAGCCCCCUGAAGGUGUUUUUUAACCUCCACGUUGGCCUAAUUGGAAAACUAGUCGUGUUUAAUGCUGUUACUGAUGAAUAAAAAGGAGACACUAAAGGAAUAUGUUACUUACUACUUGGUAACACGCGGAUUAAGUGAGCCAACAUCCUUGUUUCUUUAACCUAAUGUUUUUCCCAACUGUGGUUGUCAUUACGCAUCGUUUGCUUACUUCUUAGUACCAGGUUCUUGUUUAGGCUGUUAUUUCCUGCGGGCUGGUAGGAGUCUAUGGUUCGUGUGUUUGACCAUGGUUAAUUAUCAGUUACUGGAUUCAGCCCUCAAACAAAUCACCAUUCUUUAACAACCGUGCUUUUGAUGAUUAGGAAAUUCAUGGCAUGGCUCAUAUUUCUAUGUUCUAGGCAAUUGAUAGGAAUAGCCUACAGGCAUUCUACAUCCUUCUCGAGUUUCAUUUUCUUGUGAAGCAAGCUGAAUUCUUCGUAGCAACUUUGUUUGCGCUGUUUCAGGAGGAAGCACGACACUGGAAGCUAUUCUUGCUGCUUGCAAGUUAAUGACUCACUGCAACUAAACCAUACUCUAUAAGUCUAUAUCCACCAGGAGUCAGAGCCGAAACGUUAAUACACCAUUUUGUCAAGAGAAUCAGACUGUGGUGAAGGUGAUAACACGAGCAAUUUGCAAAGUCCACACCGAACCUGAUGCAUUGACAUCAAAGCCAAAAAACCCGACUUCUAGUCUGAAGCAAUCCGGUGAGACCUUGGACAGCCAACAGCAGCAGAACUGUGGCCAUCGCAUGCCGUCUCUCCCACAGAUGUCUUGUGUUUCCACUACAGGAAUUGGACAAAACAGGAAAACCGUAAUUGGUUUUCUUUACAGGUAUAUACUGGACUGAGGUAAACAUCGUCUGGGUUUGCAGUGGGAGUUCUCUCAAGCUGAAUUUGUGGAGCUUGCGCGAGGGACUGACUCUGACUAAACCGCUCGGGCACAUGACGACGGUUGCUUCUCCGUUUAUGUAACUAAUCUAACUCACAGGACAACGCCUUCAUUUUUCAUGUUUUGUUUUUAUAGCAUUCUUUUGGUUCCUUCCUCCAUUUUUAUUUUCAUGUUUUGUUUUUAUAUCAUUCUUUUGGUUCCUUCCUCCAUUUUUACCUGCUUGGACAGAUUGUGAUAGAAAAGCAACUAAAUGUGGAGAAUGUUAGCUUAGAUAUAUGUGACAUAAGUUUUUUUCUCGAUGCC
Oldenlandia corymbosa var. corymbosa is the source of this 2145-nucleotide messenger RNA. The record is from the annotation of a GenBank genome assembly. NCBI's taxonomy places the organism in Eukaryota, Viridiplantae, Streptophyta, Magnoliopsida, Gentianales, Rubiaceae.